Molecule: messenger RNA, 416 nt
Organism: Racocetra persica
Lineage: Eukaryota; Fungi; Glomeromycota; Glomeromycetes; Diversisporales; Gigasporaceae
Source: the annotation of a GenBank genome assembly
UCAUUACCGGAGAAUUAAACUUAAACGAACUAAGACAAGCUUACCAGCAAGAAACAAUUGAUAACACACGAACUAAUGAACAACAAGCCCAAAUUGUUCAACCAGCUUAUGGCACUCCUGGUUCCAGUAAAGGAGAAUUAAGUCACCAAGUAACUAAAAUAAAUGGUCAAGCAGCGAGCGAAAAUUAUCAAGGGGAAAUAUCAAUCACUCUGAGCCAAAAAUUUUUAUUAGAUAAAUUAGCUCAUGCUUAUCAAAACACCAUUCGAGUUAACAAUGGUGAAGAAGUAAAAAGCCAAUGUGCCAGCAGCGAAGAUAAAGAAAAUUAUCCGGAAUUAGUAGCCGAACAUACCCAACUAACCAAAGAAAUUAAACAAAUGAUCGAAAGCUCCUCCGAAUACCAAGAACUUAAAACUUGA